AUGUCGACCCUCGAAGAUCUGGAAGACCUUGAGCGCGAGGAGAGAGACAAGAAGAAGGAGCAGGGCGAUGGUAACGGUGACGGCCAGAAGCCCGGAGGCGAUGGCGAUGCCGAAAUGCAAGACGCCGACUCGAAAAAGAAAGAGGAGGAAGAUGAGCUUCUGGACGAUGAGAUUUUGAAUUCGAGCACAGCAGACAUCGUCAAGCGGCGGCGGAUGCUGGAGAACGAGCUCCGCAUAAUGAAGAGUGAAUAUCAGCGGUUGACGCACGAGCAGAGCACAAUGCGGGAAAAGGUUAAGGAUAACCAGGAAAAGAUCGAGAACAACAGACAAUUACCGUACCUUGUCGGAAACGUUGUUGAACUGUUGGACCUGGAUGUCGAGGCAGAGGCCGCUGAAGAAGGGGCCAACAUCGAUCUCGAUGCUACCCGCGUGGGCAAAUCCGCUGUCAUCAAGACAUCGACCCGUCAGACCAUUUAUCUCCCACUUAUUGGUCUUGUAGAUCACGAGAAGCUCAAGCCCGGUGACCUGAUUGGUGUGAACAAGGAUUCAUAUCUCGUUUUGGAUACGCUACCCGCCGAGUAUGACAACCGAGUGAAGGCCAUGGAGGUCGAUGAGAAGCCAACAGAGAAGUACACGGAUAUUGGUGGUCUGGACAAGCAGAUUGAAGAAAUCGUGGAAGCUAUUGUAUGGCCAAUGAAGGAGGCGGAGAGAUUCAAGAAGAUCGGUAUCAAGGCACCAAAGGGUGCUUUGAUGUACGGUCCUCCUGGUACCGGUAAAACCCUCCUCGCCCGAGCCUGUGCCGCAGAGACAAACGCCACAUUCCUGAAGCUUGCGGGUCCCCAACUGGUACAGAUGUUCAUCGGUGAUGGUGCCAAGCUGGUUCGUGACUGCUUCGCUCUUGCAAAGGAGAAGGCCCCAUCGAUCAUCUUCAUCGACGAACUGGAUGCCGUGGGUACCAAGCGUUUCGACUCGGAGAAGUCCGGUGAUCGUGAAGUGCAGCGGACGAUGUUGGAACUUCUAAACCAGCUUGACGGCUUCGCCUCGGACGACCGUAUCAAGGUCCUGGCCGCUACGAACCGUAUCGACGUCCUCGAUCCCGCCCUUCUCCGUUCCGGUCGUUUGGACCGCAAGAUCGAGUUCCCCCUGCCCAACGAGGAGGCCCGCGCAAACAUCCUGCAGAUUCACUCCCGCAAGAUGGCCGUGGACGACACUGUCAACUGGGCUGAACUGGCCCGAAGUACCGAUGAAUUCGGUGGUGCACAGCUCAAGGCUGUCUGUGUGGAGGCGGGUAUGAUCGCGCUCCGUAAGGGCAUGAACAAGGUCGGGCAUGAGAACUACGUCGAUGCGAUUGCCGAAGUCCAGGCCAAGAAGAAGGAUACGAAUAUGGGUAUCUAUGUCUAA
Aspergillus clavatus NRRL 1 is the source of this 1401-nucleotide messenger RNA. RefSeq names its product proteasome regulatory particle base subunit RPT5. The transcript is spliced from 3 exons. Gene Ontology annotation, biological process: proteasome-mediated ubiquitin-dependent protein catabolic process. Lineage: Eukaryota; Fungi; Ascomycota; Eurotiomycetes; Eurotiales; Aspergillaceae. Gene Ontology annotation, molecular function: proteasome-activating activity; ATP hydrolysis activity; ATP binding. The record is from RefSeq and is a predicted model, not a curated record. The coding region runs from base 1 to 1401 and encodes 466 amino acids. Gene Ontology annotation, cellular component: proteasome regulatory particle, base subcomplex.